Messenger RNA from Colias croceus (clouded yellow), 831 nucleotides. RefSeq lists its product as uncharacterized. NCBI's taxonomy places the organism in Eukaryota, Metazoa, Arthropoda, Insecta, Lepidoptera, Pieridae. The record is from RefSeq and is a predicted model, not a curated record. The coding region runs from base 1 to 831 and encodes 276 amino acids. The transcript has a single exon.
AUGAUUAGAGGAAAUAAAAGACAAGCUACUGGGUCUCCGUCACCUCCGUCACCACAUUAUGAAGAAUUACAUUCUACUAUCCAAAAUAUAAUCAGACUGGAAUUCAGCGAGAUUCAAGCGCAACUAAAUAGCACCAUUACCUCCACAAUUCAAAAAGAACUUAUACCAGUCAGAGACGAAAUGAAAGAAAUCAUACAAUCAAUGCAAUUUAUGAAUGCAAAAUUUGAAGAAAUCGAAAGGAUGCAAAAGUCUUCUACUGAAUUAAUAAAGAGAUUGGAAACAGAAAAUAGUGAGCUAAAAUCUUCAAUCGAGAACCUCUCUAUACGUAUUAAUAACAUAGAACAACAGUCGCGCUCGAACAACUUAGAGAUACAAUGCCUUCCUGAAAACAAAAAUGAGAACCUUAUCAAUACAAUCAAUCAGCUGGGUCAAAUAAUAAAUUGUCCAAUCCAAGAGAAGGAUAUAUUUCAUUGCUCACGUGUGGCCAAAAUCAAUACAUCCAGUACUCGUCCGCGUUCUGUAGUGGUGCAACUUGCUUCAACCAGGCUCCGUGAUCAAAUUCUUGCUGCAGUAAUUAAAUUUAACCAAAACAACCCUCAAGAGAAACUUAAUUCUGCUCAUCUGGGAUACUCCGCGAAGAAAUCGCCAGUCUACGUUGUGGAACAUCUAUCCCCAGCAAACAAGGUUUUGCAUGCAGCUACAAGAAUCAAGGCCAAGGAAAUAGGCUAUAAGUUUGUCUGGAUAAGAAACGGUAAAAUUUUUGUUAGGAAAAGCGAAGGCACUGAAUAUGUGGUAAUUAAGAACAAGAACAGUCUAAGUAAAUUAAAAUAG